GCCACCAACAAUGUUGUUGCGAGCGUGUUAAAGUUGAACAAAUGUCCUAGAGCUCGUAUAAACCACCUCAUGACUAAUCUCUUGAUGCUUGGAUUAAUUAUUUACCUACUACCCAUCCAUCCAUCCAAGUCCCAUUUAGUCAGCUGAGUCGAAUUACCAAGGCAUGAUGCCUCGAUGAGACUCUAGAUGCUUCACGAUGCUGCCUCAAAGACGACAUCAAUUACUGAUUUAAACCAUUAAGCUUUGCGAUAAGCUCGGGAACCCUCGGCGUUGCAGAAGAAUGACCAUCUACCGUUCCUCGCAACCCCUAUCGCCGAUGGAGAAGAGUCAUGAUGAAGCGGGAAAACUAUUCUCGUCGAGUAGUGAUGGUGACGGAAGUCUAGACUUCACUGGCGGUGAGGAGGGAAAUGAUGCGACACGGCACCCUCUACUUGCAUCUAGAAGUGGCGAUAUUGAGGAGGUGACAUCAAGGUCCGAUGUAGUUCGCGAACGUCAACCGUGGUGGAUAAACGUGGCGUUUAUAAUUUCCUGUUUUGGAACCGUAUUUCCUCUGACGUUAUUAGCAUUAUCACUUGACCUUCAGGGGCGGUCAGAACCAUCCCCUUUGGAGAUCGCAUUAGGCGCUCCUCUUCGGCGUCCCGAUGAAGAUUACGUCCUAGAUCCCGAAUGGGACUUUGGGGCCCCUAAUCAAGUGCGAACGUAUGAUUGGAUCAUCGUCGACAAGGAGGGUGACCCAGAUGGCGUUGUAAAGCCAAUGAUGACGAUCAAUGGACAGUUUCCUGGUCCGUUGGUAGAGGUUAAUGAAGGUGAUGUGGUCGAAGUCAACGUUCAGAACUCGGCUGUCAACUCCACAGCUAUCCAUUGGCACGGUAUUUUCCAGAAUGGUACCAACUGGAUGGAUGGAGCUGCAGGCGUGACUCAAUGCCCUAUUUCUCCAGGGGCAUCGUUCCGAUACAGGUUCAAUGUCACUGGCCAAGCCGGUACUUACUUCUACCACGGCCAUCAAGGAGUCCAGGCUCUCAGCGGGCUCGUAGGGCCGUUUGUGGUUCAUAGCCGAGACGAAGCAACGUAUCAGCCCAUCCCUUAUUCGUCGGACCGCGUAGUCCUUCUCCAAGACUGGUACUAUGAUUCAGAUAGUGGGCUAAUGCGAGAGCUUUUAUCUCCGGGCGUCGAGGAUGCACCUAUACCUAAUACAGCCUUGAUUAACGGUGUGAACCAAGCUGACUGCUUAGACCAUCCUAGUCGGGCGUGUUCGGACACGGGCAAGUCUUUACCGAUCCUGGAUUUGGCCCGUGGCCAAGGCCACCGAUUAAGAUUCUUGAACGUUGGGGGGUUUGCCUGGUUCCAAGUCGCUGUAGAUGAGCACGAUUCUCUGCCUGUUAUUGAAGCAGAUGGAACCACUGUUGAGCCCACUUCCGAAUCUAUGCUAAUAAUUGCCCCCGGGCAGCGAUAUAGUACGGUUUUGACGGCAAAUCAGUCCAAUACAGAGACUUUCUGGCUCCGUGCUAGAAUGAUAAAAGCUUGCUUUGCAAGUCAAACUCUCCCGGAAAAUGGCAUCGAUGAGGCAAAAGCCAUUGUACGCUAUCAUGCCCAGGAUAUGAGGCAUGAGGACCACGAAUCUUCUUCCCUACCCACGACCACUUCAAAGCUUCAGUACAUCCCGACAUGUAGAGACUUGAGCUCAAUAACUUCUUUAUCGCCUUCCCCAGCUAAACCCGCCCCAGAAUUCGCCGAUCACUCAUGGCGCAUACGGGUUAAUCUUGCCAUUGGUGACUGGCGAUUACAACGAGGCGUCAUGAAUUCCUCCUCGUUCCGACCGAACCUCAAAUCGCCCACUCUGCAUCGCGUACUUGAUGGCCUCACUUCGAAUAAUGAGUCGUUCAUUCAAGCCGGUAUACUAAAUUCCGCAUUCGAUCCCGAAUCCGAGUUAGUCAUUUCUCACACGGGUGUCUCCGAAACUGUCGACAUCAUCUUACAGAACAUGGACGAAAAUGCUCACCCCUUCCAUCUCCAUGGCACACAAAUGUGGAUUUUGGGCGCCGGACACGGAUACUUCCCAGGUUAUAACGUGCUCGGUCUCAACGAUGAUGGCAAGGGCCUUCAGUUUCCCACAGCCUCGGGAGUCAUUGAGAACCCUCUAAAACGAGACACAGUAACUGUCGAGGGUUUCGGAUGGGCACUUCUUCGCUUUGUUGCAGAUAACCCGGGCGUGUGGCUUUUCCACUGUCACGUAAUAUGGCACUCCGAAGCAGGUAUGGGAAUGCAGUUUAUUUCCCGAAUAGAUUCCAUGAAGGUUUGGGAACUCCCCGACGAGUCUAAACAAUUAUGUGAAGUGUCUGAGGAGGAACUAAGAAAAGGUGCUCCGCCAAGGGAUGAGAUAUUCUUCGGUUUUAAUCAUGAUGGGAAGAGAUGAAAUAGGUUCGUCAAUAUACGAACGGCUUUUGAUCCCUUUGCGCACAUUAUAUGUAUACCUAACGAACGACCAAAGCCCGGGGAGGCGACGGAGCUUCGGGGUUACAGUGACCAGUUGCAUCAGACGGCUUAUAGUAAGAUGAUAGUGGGAGCUAGCUGCAGGAUAGGGUUUUGCAAUCGGCCUUAAACACAAACUCCAUCGUGUACAUAGACAUUGAUAAUUUCUCCGGUCAAGUAGUUUAGAUCCUGGUUACCAUGUGAAGGCUAUGGAAGCAGGUACAUACGAAAC
Annulohypoxylon maeteangense is the source of this 2701-nucleotide messenger RNA. Its product is annotated as putative multicopper oxidase. Bases 281 to 2413 code for a protein of 710 amino acids. NCBI's taxonomy places the organism in Eukaryota, Fungi, Ascomycota, Sordariomycetes, Xylariales, Hypoxylaceae. The record is from RefSeq and is a predicted model, not a curated record. Gene Ontology annotation, molecular function: copper ion binding; oxidoreductase activity. The transcript has 2 exons.